AUGUGAGUAAGAGGAAUGAUGCAAGUUAUAUUUAUGGUAAUUGAAAAAAAUUUUAAGAAAAUGGAUAAAGCGGAAAUGGAAUUCAGUAGAAAAUCAACUUCCGAAAAGAGGUCAUUGUUGAGCAGGUAUAAUAUCCCAAUUGAACACCUGUCGUAUGAAUACAUAACCGAGUGUAAUGACAAAAAAGAAAUAGAGAAAAUCAUUUUAAUAUUACGUUCUGGUGAAGAAGGCUACUAUCCAAAGUUAACAAAACAUGCAGAAACAAAACUAGCCUCAAUAUUUCCUGAUAGUAUGGUUUUGCACGAACCCCAGCCAGUAAUAAAACAGAAAAUGUUGGGGAAAGAUAAACAAGAGGAGCUUGAUAAUGACAUGGAUCAUUGGAUGAAACGAAUGCACUUGAGAGAAAAAGAUCUGGAGGAGGGUAAAAAUUUAAAAGACAAUGAAAUAAUUUCUGAGCCGAUACGUAAAAUAGUAAAUAAAUCAAAAUCAACGAUCGUGGAUUCAACAAAUGGAAAUAAAAUUACUAAUAGAAUUAAGUCUUAUGAUUACGCAGCUUGGGAUAAAUAUGAUGCGGAUACGGAGUUGAAUAAAAUUGACUUGCAAGAGGAGCAGCAGCAAGUAAAAUACAAAAAAUUACAGCAGGAAAAAGAAAAAAUAGGGGAUACUAAAUCACUGUCACGAGAGGAAAUUGUUAAUAAAUUAACUCUGACUGGAACUGAAUUAAAUAUUAUGGCAGAGCGUGAACGAGAAAAAGGAAACGAGGCAUUUCGUGCUGGUGAUUAUAAAGAAGCAUUGCUGUGUUAUAAUUCUAGUCUGGCGAUUGAUUCAUCCAUAAAUGGGUACAAUAAUCGAGCUAUCACUUAUAUUAAAUUAAAGAGAUUUAAGGAAGCAAUCGAUGACUGCAAUAUGGUAUUGGAAAUAGAACCGACAAAUAUAAAAGCUCUGUUGAGAAGAGCUUCUGCUUGUGAACAAACGGAUAAUAAAUAUCAGGCAUUGAAAGAUUACGAAAUGAUUUUGAAAUUGGAGCCGAUGAAUAAAUUGGCUAUGGCUGCUGUUAAAAAAUUACGCGGUUCUGCUACAGCUAAGAAAGUCCGCAUUAAAAUAGAAGAUGAAAACGAGAAUGUAAGGAAUAUUAAUCGAGAGAUAAAUAUCGGUGAGGAUGAAAGAUUCGAUAUAAUGUCAAAAAUGGAGCAAAGAUAUUUAGAGAGACAGGGAAUUUGUUUCUGCGAUCGUGCUCCAAGUACUUCACAGUACACUAAGCCACUGCCACACAGAAAAGCCAGUUACUGUUAUGAAAAUAUUACAGCUAAAUCACAGAGUCAUAAAUAUCCCAGCGCAUCAUCAUCAGCGUCAUCAAUGUUUAGCGGCAGACAGUCAGUUUCUUCAAAAAAUUCUGGAGUUUUUAUUGAGGAAAUAAUUGACGAGCCGAUUGCCAAAAAAUCCGAGCCUAAUCUUAACCAGAAGCCAGGAGCUAAAAACGCUCAGCUCAAUUCUUCUAAAUCAGAGUCUGAUAUUAAUUAUAAAUAUAACGAGAUAAUAUCUAAGGGUAAAAAUAACACAAAUAAUUUAGAUACUGAUGGUGAUGCAGAAUUAUUUGGAGUCAUUGAGUCUCCAUUUGAAUUCAAUUACGCAUGGCAGUCAGUAAAAAACAAAUCUACUAAAUCACGGGCUCAAUUACUUAGAGCUGUUGGUCCAAAUAAUAUAGAACGAGUUAUAGGCAAUAAAUUAGACGGACCAAUGUUUAGCUUAAUUAUCAAAACUUUAGAAGAAAAUUUCUGCACCAACAAGGAUGCCAUUCUUCUGAAAAAUUUUUUGGAAGCCUUUAGUAAAUUAAGUCGUUUUUCAAUAGUCUUGUUAUUCACUGACCAAAAUGAUCAACAAGCAUUAUCAAAAAUAUUUGAAUUUCUCCACCAACAGCAAGUGCCUGGUCUAGAACUUCUGUCCAAUUCAUACCGUAUUUCAAAAUAAAAAAUUGUAUAAAAUAAACGAAUAAAUUAUAAAUAAAUAAAUAAAUAAAUAAAU
Messenger RNA from Microplitis mediator, 2022 nucleotides. It is a transcript of the gene Spag1, whose product is annotated as sperm-associated antigen 1. Gene Ontology annotation, molecular function: heat shock protein binding. Gene Ontology annotation, cellular component: cytosol; mitochondrion. The coding region runs from base 16 to 1968 and encodes 650 amino acids. The transcript has 8 exons. The record is from RefSeq and is a predicted model, not a curated record. Lineage: Eukaryota; Metazoa; Arthropoda; Insecta; Hymenoptera; Braconidae.